UUCUUCCUCAGGAGCAAAAUCCCCCACUUUCCUCCGCCAACAAGUUCAAAUCUUCUUCUCCACCAAACCCUAGUUCUCCCUCUCUCUCUCUCUCUCUCUCUCUCCUGUUUCCAUUUUCGAAUCAAUGGAGGUCGUCGCUUCGCAGGUCAUCGUCGGCGGUGGAGGUCUAGAGAAGCUAUGCGGAUCUCCAGCGGCUUCGGCGGAGGAUCCGUUGAACUGGGGAGCGGCGGCGGAGGAGAUGAAGGGGAGCCAUUUAGAGGAGGUGAAGAGGAUGGUGGAGGAGUUCCGGAGACCGGUGGUCAGGCUCGGCGGAGAGACGCUGACGAUCGGUCAGGUCGCGGCGAUCUCCGCCGCUGGGAACGACGGCGCCAAGGUCGAGCUGUCGGAGGCAGCGAGGGCCGGCGUGAAGGCGAGCAGCGAUUGGGUGAUGGAGAGCAUGAACAAAGGUACCGACAGUUAUGGCGUUACCACUGGAUUUGGCGCCACUUCUCACCGGAGGACUAAAAAUGGCGUCGCGCUCCAGAAGGAGCUUAUCAGAUUCCUGAACGCCGGAAUUUUCGGGAGCGCGGCGGAGAAAAGCCACACACUGCCGCACUCGGCCACGAGGGCCGCCAUGCUUGUUCGGAUCAACACACUCCUUCAAGGAUACUCAGGGAUCAGAUUUGAGAUACUAGAAGCCAUAACCAGUCUCCUUAACCACAACAUCGCUCCUUGUCUCCCUCUCCGCGGUACCAUCACCGCCUCUGGGGACCUCGUCCCCCUCUCCUACAUCGCCGGACUCCUCACCGGCCGUCCCAAUUCCAAGGCUACGGGUCCCAACGGCGAAACCCUAACCGCCGAAGAGGCUUUCAAAUUGGCCGGAAUCACCUCCGGGUUCUUCGAUCUCCAGCCCAAGGAAGGUCUCGCGCUCGUCAAUGGUACUGCGGUUGGAUCUGGUUUGGCGUCGAUGGUACUCUUCGAAGCGAACGUUCUCGCCGUUUUAGCCGAGGUUUUAUCGGCGAUCUUCGCGGAGGUGAUGACCGGGAAACCAGAGUUCACCGAUCAUUUGACUCAUAAGCUGAAGCAUCAUCCUGGGCAGAUCGAAGCGGCGGCGAUAAUGGAGCACAUCCUCGAUGGGAGCUCUUACAUGAAGCUUGCUCAGAAGAUCCAUGAGAUGGAUCCAUUGCAGAAGCCGAAACAGGACCGCUACGCUCUCCGUACGUCUCCGCAAUGGCUCGGCCCUCAGAUCGAAGUGAUUCGUCACGCGACCAAAUCGAUCGAGCGCGAGAUCAACUCCGUCAACGACAACCCAUUGAUCGAUGUCUCCAGGAACAAGGCGCUUCACGGCGGGAACUUUCAGGGAACACCGAUCGGAGUUUCCAUGGACAACUCUCGUCUCGCAAUCGCAGCCAUCGGUAAGCUCAUGUUCGCUCAGUUCUCCGAGCUCGUCAAUGACUUCUACAACAAUGGCCUCCCCUCCAAUCUCACCGCGGGAAGAAACCCAAGCUUGGAUUACGGUUUCAAAGGAGCGGAAAUCGCCAUGGCUUCCUACUGCUCCGAGCUUCAAUACCUUGCGAAUCCUGUAACCAGCCAUGUCCAAUCCGCAGAGCAACACAACCAGGACGUGAACUCCCUCGGACUUAUCUCAUCCCGCAAAACCGCGGAAGCCAUAGAGAUCCUGAAGCUAAUGUCGACGACUUACCUCGUCGCGUUGUGCCAAGCCGUGGAUCUGAGGCAUUUGGAGGAGAAUCUGAAACAAACAGUGAAGAACGCAGUUUCCCAAGUGGCGAAGAAGGUCUUGACAACAGGAAUCAAUGGCGAACUUCACCCAUCACGCUUCUGCGAGAAGGAUUUACUCAAGGUCGUGGAUCGCGAACACGUCUUCACCUACGCAGACGAUCCCUGCAACUCGACAUACCCAUUGAUCCAGAAACUGAGACAGAUCCUCGUGGACUACGCAUUAUCCAACGGCGAAAACGAGAAGAACGUGGCAGUAUCAAUCUUCCACAAGAUCGGAGCUUUCGAGGAGGAGCUUAAAAUGGUGUUACCAAAGGAAGUGGACGCCAUUAGAGCAGCGUACGAGGAAGGUACGAUGACAAUCCCGAACAGGAUCAAGGAAUGCAGGUCGUACCCAUUGUACAGAUUCGUGAGGGAAGAGUUGGGGACGGAGCUGCUCACCGGAGAGAAAGUCCGGUCGCCGGGAGAGGAGUUCGACAAGGUCUUCACGGCCAUGUGCGAAGGGAAGAUCAUUGAUCCCAUGAUGGAAUGUCUCAAGGAGUGGAACGGAGCCCCCAUCCCUAUAUCUUAGUGACCAAAAUUGUGUAACGAUUGGGAUUUGUAUCAUUUACAUUUUUAUAUUGUGUGUAGAAUUGGCCCAAGUUUACAAAGUAAUUUUCUGUUGUUGUUAAAUGCUUUAAAAAAAAAAAGAGAGAAUAAAAAUAUCAAACUCUUUGCCCCUCA
This is a messenger RNA of Tarenaya hassleriana, 2439 nucleotides long. Its product is annotated as phenylalanine ammonia-lyase 1. Gene Ontology annotation, molecular function: phenylalanine ammonia-lyase activity. NCBI's taxonomy places the organism in Eukaryota, Viridiplantae, Streptophyta, Magnoliopsida, Brassicales, Cleomaceae. Gene Ontology annotation, cellular component: cytoplasm. Bases 125 to 2287 code for a protein of 720 amino acids. The record is from RefSeq and is a predicted model, not a curated record. The transcript has 2 exons. Gene Ontology annotation, biological process: L-phenylalanine catabolic process.